Messenger RNA from Symbiodinium natans, 393 nucleotides. The record is from the annotation of a GenBank genome assembly. NCBI's taxonomy places the organism in Eukaryota, Dinophyceae, Suessiales, Symbiodiniaceae.
AUGUCUGAGUUCACCAUCCGAACGCGGAAGUUCCAGACCAACCCUCUGCUGGCUCGGAAGCAGUUUGUGCUGGAUGUCAUUCACCCUGGCAUGGCGAAUGUGUCGAAGAAGGAUCUUUCAGAGAAGCUUGCGAAAAUGUACAAGGUGAAAGACACAGCGUGCAUCCAGCUGUUCAGCUUUAAGACCGCAUUUGGCGGCGGUCGCAGCACGGGCUUUGGUCUCAUCUAUGAGAGCCUGGACAAGAUGAAGAAAUUUGAGCCUAAGUACAGGCUCAAGCGCGCUGGCGUCGGUGGUGAGAAGACCGGUGCAGGCCGCCGUGGAAAGAAGGACACCAAGAACCGAAUGAAGAAGGCGCGCGGCAAGGACAAGAGCAAGGCAGGCUCCAAGAAGUGA